Molecule: messenger RNA, 3677 nt
Organism: Girardinichthys multiradiatus
Lineage: Eukaryota; Metazoa; Chordata; Actinopteri; Cyprinodontiformes; Goodeidae
Product: forkhead box protein K2-like
Exons: 9
Coding region: 634-2445 (603 amino acids)
Biological process (GO): regulation of transcription by RNA polymerase II
Molecular function (GO): DNA-binding transcription factor activity, RNA polymerase II-specific; RNA polymerase II cis-regulatory region sequence-specific DNA binding; protein binding
Source: RefSeq, a predicted model, not a curated record
UUUCAGGCAUAUAGUGUUUUGAUUUAUUGCUCUGUCUUUUCCUUAGAAGAUAUUUUUUAGUUUUUAUUUCAGUGGUCACUAUUAUCACUACUAUUAUGGACAUGAACUGUUGAAAACCAUGUUUCUAAUCUUACUGAUAUCGGUUUUCAAGGAGGUUUGCCACUAGCAACAUGGCGGACGCGCUGACGGACCGUCCCUGCUGGGCAACGAAGCAGAGCGACGUCUACUCCUCUACGUCUAUGGUCCCAAUAGCAUAUGCACGUACAGCUACACACCAACCGACCUUGAAUCUGUCCUCUGUUUAAUACUUGCAGAUGAUUGGCUGUAGCGCCGGGGCUCCAUCGCCCUCCUGCAUUUUCAUUGGAGAACUCCGCUGACAGUUAAGCCAUAUCCGCCUCUGGCCUCAUUUGAUUGGCUCCCUCCGCUCCCCUUUCUCUCGGCGGUGGGUCGGAGCCGCGGUCCCUGGCCUCGCAUGUUUCCCUCUGGAUGCCUGUUUUCAGUUUGAUGCCCCUCUUGUAGAUGUGCUCCAUUUGAACGCCUUUGAAGGGCCACAGUCGGGCGUCCGUGCAGUGGUGUCAAAUUCCCCCAACCAUUUUAUUUUUUUUUAGACAUUUCGAGGCUUCAACCCCGAACAUGGCUGUUCAAGUUAGCGGAUCGUCUGGGCCGAUUGCCCGGCUCGAGGGCCGUGAAUUCGAAUACAUGAUGAAGAAGCGCUCGGUAACCGUCGGCCGGAACUCUUCUCAGGGCUCCGUGGACGUGAGCAUGGGCCACUCCAGCUUCAUCUCGCGGCGUCAUCUGGAGGUCUUCACGGCCAGCGACGACGGCACUGGCAGCGGGGACUUCUACCUGAGGUGUCUGGGUAAAAACGGGGUGUUUGUGGACGGAGUGUUCCUCAGACGGGGCGCCCCUCCUCUGCAGUUACCACGAAUGUGCACAUUCAGAUUUCCCAGCACAAACAUCAAGAUCAACUUCACGGCCCUGUCCAGCGGGAGGAAAGCCAAGCGUGAGGCGCCAGAGUCCCCAGUGAAGCCAGUACAGCCCCAGAUCUCCCCCCUUACCAUCAACAUUCCAGAUAACAUCGCUCACCUAAUGAGCCCCCUGCCGUCACCUACUGGCACCAUCAGCGCUGCUAACUCCUGUCCCUCCAGCCCACGGGGGGCGGGCUCCUCAGGCUACAGGAUGGGUGGUCGCAUGGUCAGCUCUGUGGAGCUGCAGCUAAUAAACGACAACUCGCAGCCUGAGAACGACAAGGAGGCCUCUGGAGGGGACAGUCCCAAGGACGACUCCAAGCCUCCGUACUCCUAUGCACAGCUGAUAGUCCAGGCCAUAACUCUGGCUCAGGACAAGCAGCUCACACUAAACGGAAUCUACAAUCACAUCACAAAGAACUACCCGUACUACAGGACCGCAGACAAGGGCUGGCAGAACUCGAUCCGUCACAACCUGUCGCUGAACCGUUAUUUUAUCAAAGUGGCGAGGUCGCAGGAGGAACCGGGGAAAGGUUCCUUCUGGAGGAUAGACCCGUCCUCUGAGGCCAAACUUAUCGAGCAGGCGUUCAGGAAACGAAGGCCUCGGGGGGUUCCCUGCUUCAGAACCCCGCAUGGACCCCUCUCCUCCAGGAGUGCUCCAGCAUCUCCCAGUCAUUCAGGGGUGCUCUCCGCUCACUCCAGCGGGGUCCAGACCCCAGACAGCCUGUCUCGAGAGGGCUCCCCGGUCCCCCUGGAACCAGAUACCUCCUCCACUCCCACCCCAGUGUCCACCACCACAGUCCAGCCCAAACUGGCAGUGAUCCAGGAAGCACGUUUUGCACAAAACACACCAGGCUCGCCUGGCAACCAGUCGGUACUCAUAGCAGUCCAGCACCAGUUACCUCAAACCAUCAAGCCAGUGACUUACACCAUGGCCUCCCCAGUGAGCACCAGCAGCUCCCAGCCCGCUGUCCAGACUGUCCAUGUCCUGCAGCAGAUCCCGGCCAUGUCCACGGUCAUCGCCCAGCCCGCCACCAUCAUCAAGAGUGAGCCGCAGGAGAAUGGGGAGCACACAGAGGUCAAAGUCAAAGUAGAAACUGUUUCAACCAUCGGUUCUGUGGGCGCCUCCAGUCGCAUCAUCCAGAGCUCCCAGUCAGCCACGCCCCUGCAGACUGUAACCAUAGUGCAGCAGGCCCCUGUGGGUCAGCACCAGCUGCCCAUCAAGGCCAUUACACAGAAUGGCACCCACAGCAUCACCACUGCCCUCCAGGCUCCUGCCAGCUCAGCUGCAGCAAGCCCCCUCCACCUGCUGGCGACCCAUGCCUCCGCCUCCGCCUCCCUCCCCACCAAGCGGCAGAACGGAGACCAGCUGGCGGGCGAGCAGCCUGACGCCAAACGCGUGAAAACCGGGGAGGAGAUGGCCCCGGGCGCCGCGGCAGAGACGGACUCGCCAGCAGCCAGUGACCAACCAAAUUAGUCUGUCCGACCUCGCACCACAGCGCCCCACCACGUCCCCCCCUUCACCCACUGUCUCUCUUUAUCUCGUCCCCGCCGUUUGUUCUGUUUCUCCUCCUGCCACUUACGACCAAGGUGCCAAACGGAGAUCCUUUCCCCUUUCAGUUUGGUGAGAAUGGGAUGAGAACAAAGAAACUUGUAGGUUUUCCGUAUGAGCCGUGACUGAAGCACGACCACAGGAAGCCUUAGCAACAACAAACCCUUAAACAAGCCGGCCUUUGACCUCCAAGCAGGAGAGGCCCGGAGUCGGCUCGGGCUGGAUGCCGCCUUUCUGACGCAUCUACCUCAGAGCAGAUCGGAGCCUCCGGCAGCCAGUAGGAAACGCCCUCCCUACCUGACCCGUCGGAACGGAUCGGGACAACGUGACCAACCAAGCGACGAGUACGAUGAGCAUUCAGCAUUUAAUUUUUCCGUUUUUAUGUUCCUUAUUAAUUAUAAAAAGUCAAAGGGAUCAACUUGGAGCCAAUUUUAAUUCCUGGCAGCUAGCCUCUCACAUUACUGACCCUCUUAAUCACAGCUGUACGUAGAUAUGCAGUAUUCUGUUGUUCAAGAUGUGGAGCAUAGCAAUUUCUUAAUGUAUUUACACUUAACUAGAAAAGUAAUAAAUAAAUUACAGGAAGCGUACAAAGCGGUGACAUUUCAGAAACUAAGAGACAUUUUUACGCGAACUUUUCAUUUCUGUUUGGUGAAAAGUGUGUAACCGUUUUUGGUAAACUUUCUUCUGUCCCCCCUCCCCUCCCUGUUGUUUUGACAUAUCUUAACCAAAUUGCUUCAUUAUUCCUUCAUAUUUCAAUACUUGCACAGAUAUCCAUGUGUAGUUCCAGGUGUUGACCUUGCAUGUAUCGGACAACAGAGAAGUCAUUAACAAAAAGAGAGAGAGAGAGAGACCAGAUCUGCACUUGAUUAAACGUUUUAUUUCUCUUCCUCCUGCUCCUCUUCUCUCCUUUUGUUUCUGUCACAUCCUCCUCCUCCUCAUGGUCCCUCCAGGCUGUGUUGAUGUUGUGGUGUUGGCAGACCCCUCUACUCACACAUCCAUGCUUGAUUACGUAUUUUGCUCUGUUCAAUCGACCUGGCGAGUCUGUUUUUCUGAUUGUACACGUUCCAAACAAUAGUAAGACAAGAAUUUGAUGUUUGUUCUGCUUCAGUGGAGAAAUGCUUUUUUUUUUUUUUAAAUAAAUUAAUUUAAAGUCCUUA